This is a messenger RNA of Oncorhynchus keta (chum salmon), 4121 nucleotides long. RefSeq names its product 26S proteasome regulatory subunit 10B. The transcript is spliced from 14 exons. The record is from RefSeq and is a predicted model, not a curated record. Gene Ontology annotation, biological process: positive regulation of RNA polymerase II transcription preinitiation complex assembly. Lineage: Eukaryota; Metazoa; Chordata; Actinopteri; Salmoniformes; Salmonidae. Gene Ontology annotation, cellular component: proteasome regulatory particle, base subcomplex; cytosolic proteasome complex. Gene Ontology annotation, molecular function: ATP hydrolysis activity; proteasome-activating activity; ATP binding. The coding region runs from base 197 to 1399 and encodes 400 amino acids.
AUGGUACAUUUCUUUUGUAACUUUAAAUACUAGGAAACUCGAAAACAUCGGACAAACUAAACGGUUAUAGUAGUUAUACACGUUCCGCGUUCAAACCAAUUAGCAAAUCGGACAUGACCGAGUUCCUGAGUUCCGAAAAGCACUUGAACGCGAAAUUAGUCAUUGGGAGUGGCAGAGCCGGUUUUUUCAAGGCAUCAUGGCGGAUCCCAGAGACAGGGGACUUCAAGAUUACAGAAAGAAAUUGCUCGAGCACAAAGAAAUUGAUGGACGCUUGAAAGAAUUGCGUGAACAACUGAGAGAACAGACAAAACAGUAUGAAAAAUCAGAAAAUGAUCUGAAAGCUCUACAAAGUGUUGGACAGAUUGUUGGUGAGGUCCUGAAGCAGCUUACAGAGGAAAAAUUCAUUGUCAAAGCAACCAAUGGCCCACGGUAUGUGGUUGGAUGCAGACGGCAACUGGACAAGGCUAUGCUCAAACCUGGUACUAGAGUUGCAUUGGAUAUGACCACUCUGACUAUCAUGAGGUACCUUCCCAGAGAGGUGGACCCCCUUGUGUACAAUAUGUCUCAUGAAGACCCUGGCAGCGUCUCCUACUCUGAGAUCGGAGGCUUGGCUGAGCAGAUCAGAGAGCUCAGAGAGGUGAUUGAGCUGCCUCUGACCAACCCUGAGCUCUUCCUGAGGGUGGGCAUCAUCCCCCCUAAAGGCUGCCUGCUCUACGGACCCCCAGGAACUGGAAAAACACUUUUGGCCAGAGCAGUUGCUAGCCAGCUUGACUGCAAUUUUCUAAAGGUGGUGUCCAGCUCCAUAGUGGACAAGUACAUUGGUGAGAGCGCUAGGCUGAUCCGAGAAAUGUUCAACUAUGCCAGAGACCAUCAGCCCUGCAUCAUCUUCAUGGAUGAGAUCGAUGCCAUAGGUGGUCGUCGUUUCUCUGAGGGGACGUCUGCAGACAGAGAAAUCCAGAGGACACUGAUGGAGCUGCUGAACCAAAUGGAUGGCUUUGACACCCUGCACAGAGUGAAGAUGAUCAUGGCCACCAACCGUCCGGACACGCUGGACCCUGCCCUUCUAAGGCCAGGGAGACUGGACCGCAAGAUCCACAUCGAACUGCCCAAUGAGCAGGCUCGGAUGGACAUUCUGAAGAUACACUCUGGACCAAUCACUAAGCAUGGAGAGAUGGAUUACGAGGCCAUUGUGAAGUUGUCUGAUGGAUUUAAUGGAGCUGAUUUAAGGAACGUGUGCACUGAAGCAGGCAGACAACCGAGUUUUAUUUCCUCACGUGUUUCGCGCUCUGGAUGCCAGGCAAGCUUGCUCAUUCCACCUACACUGCCACUCAGCCAAGCAGGUACAGAACUGACUUAUUCGGGGCUGCCAAAUGUCACAUCGAUAGCCAGGCAAAUAUAGAUUCAAACUUGCCUGCAGGAUAUUGAUGUUUCUGAAUGGGUUUUGCCAGACCUAACCAGGGAUGUGGUGGAGGGUGAACGCCGUUUAUACCUUUUUAUUUGGGAAAUAGCGUUUACUCACGUUUUUGUUAAUUAUCAUUUACACACUUAUUGCGCGUUGAUCACUGCUCUGAAGGCUUCUUGAUCUGAGUUCUAAUCGUGCCUACCUCUGCGAACGAGGGGAAUCAUAAAUUAUUCAUGUAUGCUUGUUAUGUUCGUCUGCUCCCCCGGAUUUGCCUUGUUAGCAGCGCAUUCAUUCACCACUCUGUCCAGCGGGAAACUCCGCCCACGACAUAGGCCGAGAGGUGAAACGAACUACCUCAGCCCAGACCUACAGUGGCAAGUAGCAGAGAGAUGUCACUGACAGUGAGACUUAUUUUAACAACCCUUGACUUCAACAGACAUCCCCCAAACAAACCAACCCCUGACUCUCAGCGAAUGAGUGUACAACUGGUAAAUUGUCACUGAUAUUUCAGUCCGAUGUCUAGCUAGGUAGCUCAAGGGCUCCGGCUAUUAGCCAGGCAGCUAACUAUAACUACCUGGCUGGAAGGAUGAAGUUAGAAGCUAAUGUUGAACGGAGCCUGACCGCAGCAUGAGCAGUUGACUGAAAUAAGUUAUCAUAACAAAAUUCCUUUUCUUUAUUGAGAGUAGUGAGACAGACAUUGUGGUGUGUCAGGCUGUAAUGAAGGAGGUAAAGGAGAUGCACAGAGAGAGGAAGCAUUGACGCGAGCAGGGAGAGAGGUUACGCCUUGAUCACACCGACAGCGUGAAUGCAUUUUGGUACACCAGAAGUACUGUACAUUAAUUUCCAAUGGAACGCUGCGUUUGACUUGCAGCAUUGCGUUGCAGAGGCAGUUGCAGUGCGUCCUGUUUGGUGCAUACCUUGGAUUUAUCGAAGGUAUGCAUAAACGGCUUGACAGAAAUGGUAGCAGAAGGUGAAUGUUGAACUUCUGUUGCACACACGUCCAGAUGAUGCUGCGUACCAAUUGUGCAAUUCGCUGUAGGUGUGAUUAAGGUGUUAAUAGUACAGUGGUUCCCAAACUAGGGGGUCCGGGACCCAUGUGGGGUCCGUGACCCAUGUGGGGUCCGGGACCCAUGUGGGGUCCCCUAAAAUGUAAAUAGGGUCCUGAGAGUCUUUAAUCUUAACAAACACAUUCAUAACUUCUUUCUCUUCAAAUGCGUAUAGAAUACAACAUUUUAGAGUCAACUAAGGCUCUUUUACACUGUCAGAAUUCAUUUUCAUGUCUGUGUUGGGACAGCCUAUGGAACCUAACAUUUUGUGAAUUAUAAAGACAAUUUUAAAUAUAAAGACAAUAUAUUAUGUACACUGAACAAAAAUAUAAAUGCAACAAUUUCAAAGAUUUUACUGAGUUACAGUUCAUAUGAGGAAAUCAGUCAACAUCAUCAGUCCUGACUUACCACUCGUGUAUGUAGUGAAACACGUAAUAUUGAGUAGAACUUAAGGUAGGAAUGAAUAGUAAGUUAGAUAUUUAUUUAUUUUUUCAUGAGGUUCUGGCGAUAUACUGCCAUCUGUUGGCGACUAGAAACAAUUUCAUAAUAUGACCUAUUACAAAUAUAUACAGUUGAAGUCGUUCACAUACACCUUAGCCAAAUACAUUUAUACUCAGUUUUUCCACAAUCCCUGACAUUUAAUCCAUGUAAAAAGUCCCUGUCUUAGGUCAGUUCGGAUCACCACUUUAUUUGAAGAAUGUGAAAUGUCAGAAUAAUAGUAGAAAGAAGGAUUUAUUUCAGCUUUUACUUCUUCCCACAUUCCCAGUGGGUCAGAAGUUUACAUACACUCAAUUAGUAUUUGGUAGCAUUGUCUUUAAAUUGUUUAACUUUGGUCAAACGCUUCCCACAAUAAGUUGGGUGAAUUUUGGCCCAUUCCUCCUGACAGAGCUGGUGUAACUUGAGUCAGGUUUCUAGGCCUCCUCGCUCGCACACGCCUUUUCAGUUCUGCCCACAGAUUUUCUAUGGGUGUGAGGUCAGGGCUUUGUGAUGGCCACUCUAAUACCUUGACUUUGUUGUCCUUAAGCCAUUUUGUCACAACUUUGGAAGUAUGCUUGGGGUCAUUGUCCAUUUGGAAGACCCAUUUACGACCAAGCUUUAACUUCCUAACUGAUGUCUUGAGAUGUUGCUCUCAAUAUAUCCACAUAAUUUUCUUUCCCCAUGAUGCCAUCUAUUUUGUGAAGUGCACCAGUCCCUGCUGCAGCAAAGCACCCCCACAACAUGAUGCUGCCACCCCCGUGCUUCACAUUUGGGAUGGUGUUCUUAGGCUUGCAAGCAUCCCCAUUUUUCCUCCAAACAACAUGGUCAUUAUGGCCAAACAGUUAUAUUUUCGUAUCAUCAGACCAGAGGCAUUUCUCCAAAAGUACAAUCUUUGUCUCCAUGUGCAGUUGCAAACCGUAGUCUGGCUUUUUUAUGGCGGGUUUGAAGAAGUGGCUUCUUCCUUGCUGAGCGGCCUUUCAGGUUAUGUCGAUAUAGGACUCGUUUUACUGCGGAUGUAGAUACUUUUGUAACUGUUUCCUCCAGUAUCCUCACAAGGUCCUUUGCUGUUGUUCUGGGAUUGAUUUGCACUUUUCACACUAAAAUACGUUAAUCUCUAGGAGACAAAACGUGUCUCCUUCCUGAGCGGUAUGUCGGCUGCGUGGUCCCAUGGUGUUUAUACUUGCCUACUAUUGUUU